AUGACCUUUCAACUUUCAACAUGGCGGAAAAAGGAGUGGUUCGGUAGUGGAAGAAAUAAAUGUGUUGCACCAACGGUGGACGACCCGUCAUUCCUAAAAGUGUAACACGUGUUUGAUGAAGACUGAGGUGGUGGAACUCCACAGAACUACCACGAUGUGAAGCUGAUUGGACUAUGAUCCAGAGGCAGGACAAACUGUCUCGAAAAGUGAUGCUGGUUCUACUGUAUCUCCUGGUGCUCCUCAUCCCUGGAGGCUCUCCUGCUGGAGAGUCUCAGCUGAUUGGUUCACCUGACCCCAUCGUUGCUGUAGCUGGUGAUUAUGUCAUCCUGCCGUGUUCCCUGGAACCUUCCAUCGAGUCCCUGACAGUGGAGUGGUCCAGACCUGACCUGAAACCUGCUUCUGUACAUUUCUACCGAGAUGGUCGUAACUUACAUAGUGGGAAGAAUCCGUCUUACAAAUACAGGACCAUGCUCUUUGAAGAUGAACUGGUCAGGGGCAACGUCUCCCUGAAACUCUUCAGAGUGAAGCUGGAGGAUGAGGGGAACUACACCUGCCUUGUUGUUAAGGAUGGGCAGGUUAAGAAGACUGUCAUCCAGCUCAGUGUCGUGGUGAUCUCUAAACCAGAGGUCACCAUCAUGGGACACAGCGGCACAGUGGUGGCUCUCCAGUGUGUGUCUGGAGGCUGGUACCCAGAACCUGAGCUGGAGUGGAGGGACAGUGAGGGACGCCUCCUCCCUGCUGAUGUCACACACAGACACCCUGACCCCGGCCCUCACCAACGCUACACUGUGACAAGAAACGUGACUGUACAGCAGACAGACACCAACAGGUUCACCUGCAGGGUUCAUCUGCAGGGACUCAACCAGACCAGGGAGACAGAGAUCCAUGUUCCUGGUGAUUUAUGGCAGCUGUGUCCAAAGCCUAAUAUAGCUGUUCCUGUCUCUGUUACUACGGGUGUCCUGUGUCUGGUCAUUGUGGUCAUCUGUGUAGCAGUAUACUACUUCCGCUCUCAGAUUAAACAUACAGCAGGCAGUAAAAGGGAAUGUGUUGGCCUUGAUGACCGAGACAGCGGAAAUGGAGAACAUCCACCAUGAGGAAUCGAUGACCCAAUGCUACCAGGGAGGAAGAUGACUCCAUGAUUCGUCCGGAGUCGGCUGAGCAGACGAAUCAGAAAUAGACGGUUUAUCAUCGUGGAUGCGAGUCAGGUGGCUGAGCGGUUAGGGAAUUGGGCUAUUAAUCAGAAGGUUGCCGGUUCGAUUCCCGGUUGUGAAAAAAUGACGGUGUCCUUGGGCAAGGCACUUCACCCUACUUGCCUCGGGAGAAUGUCCCUGUACUUACUGUAAGUCGCUCUGGAUAAGAGCGUCUGCUCUUAUGACUAAAUGUAAAUGUAAGUGUGCAUGCGCAUGGUUGCAAGUGCGUGCGUGACAGAGCUUUACAGUGCGAGUAUUUCACUUGCAUUUGCCCCUAAAAAUAUGUGCGAACCAGGAUUAUUUUUUACAGGCACAAUGUGCGACUAAAGAUUACAAACUACCGUAAUCUAUUUACCCCCCGUUUAAAACUACAAGUCCCACAUUUCACAGGCGGUAUGCGCCAACACCGUAGAGUUUUCUGUGACGAUGCAGUCCAGUCAGAGAGAAAAAGGUGAACAAAAUGUUUUCUCAAAAGGCCAGAAUUUGGCUUCACUUUUUUUUCGUUACUAUGUCCAUUGUUUUUGCUAUCAAGAUGUGAAGUUUAUUUCGGCUCCCUCCACUAGUGGGCAGCAUCAAUGCAUAAACUUCAUGUAGACAGACACCUCCAUCUCUCCUUCCUUCCUUUUUUCCUUCCUUCCUUACCUGCACAAUCUACCAUUUAGGGAUUAACUUUAUUUCCAUGCAGAAGUGAGUGAUUUGACAAAACUGUCUCAUUUAUUAUCUGCUAUGCGUAGGUGUUACAAUCAGAUAAGGACCGGUUUGGCAUGUUUGGCAUCUGCUAGCCCUGAAACACUUCCUACUGUGGCAAUAUCACACACACAUCAUUCAUGGGUUUUACAUGUUAUUGUAAUGUAUUCAUUUGGCACUUUUAUCCUGCCUGUCAUUGCCAGACCAGUUCCCAACUCCUCUGUUCAAGUCAGGUUCAAGUCUUUUAUUGUCAGGUGCACAAAUAUGGAAAAAUAGUUGACCACAGAACGUUGGGAAGCCCCAUUCAAGUGAAUGGAGCAUUCUACAGCAUUAAGAAGAGCCGUGUAAUAAUACAGUAUAAAUGCUGUCAAGAUAUGUGUCUUUAAACAGUGCGAGUGAUGUCACAAUGUUGUGUGUGUGUGUCAUGGGAGUGAGAUCACAAUGUUGUGUGUGUGUCAUGGGAGUGAUGUCACAAUGUUGUGUGUGUGUGUGUGUCAUUGGAGUGAUGUCACAAUGUUGUGUGUGUGUCAUGGGAGUGAUGUCACAAUGUUUUGUGUGUGUGUGUGUGUCAUUGGAGUGAUGUCACAAUGUUGUGUGUGUGUCAUGGGAGUGAUGUCACAAUGUUGUGUGUGUGUCAUGGGCAUGGGCACCGUAUAGGGGGGAAAAGUUAGGACGAUUCUAAGGGCCCCUGACUGACAGGGGCCCCAAAAAAUUGAAAAACUAAUAGAAAUGAUAAACUUGUUUAUUUAUUUUUUCAUGGGGCCCAAAAUUCCUGGCGGCGCCCCUGGUCAUGGGAGUGAUGUCACAAUGUUGUAUAUGUUAAGGCAGGGGUGUCCAAACUACGGCCCGCGGGCCAACUGCGCGGCCCGCAGCAAAUUAUAAAAAUAUAAUGGAAUAUGGCCCGCGCAUGAAACUUGCACUUGACUGAGUUGUAAUUCUUAGUUUCACCACUAGUGGAGCCACCCGUAUUUGUAUAAGACUCAUCAAUUUAGAAAGUGAGUGCAGAAAAUAUCAAACUGUAUUUUUUCCGUGCUAACAAAAUACAAGAGAAUGCUACCAUAGCCAGCUCAACUUAGAGCAAGACAUGGGAAACCUUUUUCAGAUGAUGACUUCAAUAAACAGCACCUCACUAAAGUAAUCUAAAUAAUGUGCCCGGAAAAGAUGCAAGAAAUCAACAACGUGAGCAUGUCCUUGCUAACUUAAAUCACCAAGUGUCACAUAAAGCUUGUGCUUUUGAUAUUUACUAUUUUUAGACAUGAAUCGAUUUUUACUAUUUUGAGAAUGUGCUGUUAACCCUUUUUGCAACAAAAUUAAUGAAAAUCCAUUAAUGGAAA
This is a messenger RNA of Osmerus eperlanus (European smelt), 3211 nucleotides long. RefSeq names its product butyrophilin subfamily 1 member A1-like. Bases 174 to 1094 code for a protein of 306 amino acids. Gene Ontology annotation, cellular component: external side of plasma membrane. The record is from RefSeq and is a predicted model, not a curated record. Lineage: Eukaryota; Metazoa; Chordata; Actinopteri; Osmeriformes; Osmeridae. The transcript has 8 exons. Gene Ontology annotation, biological process: regulation of cytokine production; T cell receptor signaling pathway. Gene Ontology annotation, molecular function: signaling receptor binding.